GCUGCUGCUGCUGCUGGUGGUGAUAAUGACAAGAGCUGCGACAGACACACACACACCUCUCUCUCUCACACACACUCACACCUUCCUUGGGAGACGCAGCGUCUUGGAAGCGACUUUAAAGCGGAGCGGAGCAGAAACCAGAGCAGCGUCCUCCGCUGUGAGCUUUGACUCUGUCCUGCUUUGUUUUCAUCUUUUUAUCCAGUGACAGCCCGGGCUCUCGCUCCGUCUCUUCAGUACGAAGCAGACUUUUGUCAAACAAUAGGAGUUAGUCGAAAGUGUGGCCAUAUUUUUUGGUACAGGUGCAGAAAACCUCAGGUGGAUGUGGUCGCGAUGGAGUUGAAGAAAACGUAACCACGCUGAAGUCUCCCUGAUUCAAGCCGUCGUUAAGGUAACUGGGAAGUUGAAAAAAAAAACUAAAAAAAAAACUAAAAGGCUUCAUUGACCGCUGGGAUGUUGUGAAACCAAGCGUCUGUCUGUGGGACAGAAGGAGCAGAAGGAACAGCAGGGAACCCGGGAACCUGGACGCGCAGCCGGAGAGAAAGACGCAGGGAUUAUGGCUCUGACUACGGUUCUGCUCAGCCUCACCACACUGGCGUUUACCAACCUACACCUGUCGAGAGCCAGCAACCGGCAUGCGGUGUACUGGAACAGCUCCAACAUACUGCUGCGACGUGAGGGCUACACCGUGCAGGUCAGUGUGAACGACUACCUGGACAUCUACUGCCCACACUACAACACCACCCAGAGGGGAACGUUAGACCGCGCCGUGGCCGAGCAGUACAUCCUCUACAUGGUCAGCUACCGCGGCUACCGAACCUGUGACCCCCAGAUGGGCUUCAAACGCUGGGAGUGCAACCGGCCCCACGCACCCCACGCCCCCAUCAAGUUCUCGGAGAAGUUCCAGCGCUACAGCGCUUUCUCGCUGGGCUACGAGUUCAACGUGGGCCAGGAGUACUACUAUAUCUCCACCCCCACCCACCACCACGGCCACAGCUGCCUGAGACUGCGCGUCUACGUCUGCUGCUCCACGGUGUCCCAGGCGGACGAGGACUCCAGUCAGACUUCACCUGACUACACCGUCAGGCCAAACAUCAAGAUACACAACCUCGACGAGUUUAACCCCGAAGUUCCCAAACUGGAGAAAAGUGUCAGCGGCAGCAGCCCAACGCGUGACCGCCUCCUUCUCACGGUGGCGAUGCUGCUCGUCUCCAUCGUGCUGCUCUCCUAGCGACUGCCGCGGACUGUGACACUCGAUGCAUCGAUGGACGGCCUUGUCAAAAGGGCUUUGGAAUCAAGUUUUUUUUUUUUUGGAUGUGAGAGUGGACAGAAAUGAGGACGAGGAAAAAGGAAAAGUACGAUUCUCUGAGAACAUAAAAGGUAGAGGCCUUUUUUUCACCACAUGCAUUCUGACUCUGUACCUGGGCGGCAUUAUCAUAUGAAUGGCGCAGCAUUUUCAUGAAGACCUGUUUGUUUGCCACCAACCUGGAGACCACGGCCAAUAUUCACACACACACAAUUAAAUGCUGCCCUGGUGCCUGGAGCUGGACGCAGACCACAACCACCAUUUUUGUAGCAUAGAUGGAUUUCAAAUCACCUGAGGAGUUUAUGAAGGGGCCGAGUUUAAAAGGAGCCCCGAGGUAGAGAAGCCAGCUUUUAUGUGUGAAGGAACAGGCUGGACUCUGGAGACGGUGAUGAUCUCACCGGGCUGAGACAGGAUGUUCAUAAAAGAGGAGAGAGGAAAAAAAGAAGUAGUGAGUGAUGAAAACUGCCACCACAGUCCUGGACGUUGAGGAAUGUUUUCAGGCCGAAGUAAUAGAGGUGCUGAUAAUAAAAAGCCUGAAGGUGUUUCUACAGAAGAGAAGAAGGAAAGACUUUUUCUGGGUGAAGAUAUCCACAGACCUUUCAAGAAUCCAUUUUCUGCAGAUGUUAAAAGUACCCGUGGCUUUGUGAUAGGUGCCGACGCGACGCCUGCGUUUCUUAGGAGAUAGCGAGUAUCAUCCAAGGACUAGUCCGUUGUCUGCAGUUCUUGCCUUCACACAAAAGCCCUGUAGAAAAGUACAGACCCUGGACUAGUCAUUUGAUGGCACUUAGAUGUGGUAGAUGUGCUAGAAGUGUGUUUUGUUCCGAUGAUGCUUUUUACCCGCAGCACUCGCCGUAGAUUCUACAGAUGUCGACUCUUUCUCCUUGACAGUCAUUGAGUGUACCACUAAUUUUCCAGCCUCUCCCGGUAGCAGGAC
This is a messenger RNA of Cynoglossus semilaevis (tongue sole), 2237 nucleotides long. Its product is annotated as ephrin-A3-like. Gene Ontology annotation, cellular component: plasma membrane. Gene Ontology annotation, biological process: ephrin receptor signaling pathway; axon guidance. NCBI's taxonomy places the organism in Eukaryota, Metazoa, Chordata, Actinopteri, Pleuronectiformes, Cynoglossidae. The coding region runs from base 554 to 1228 and encodes 224 amino acids. The transcript has 5 exons. Gene Ontology annotation, molecular function: ephrin receptor binding. The record is from RefSeq and is a predicted model, not a curated record.